CUAUUGUUGAAUCAAUACUCACAAAAUUUCAAUAGGUAUGGCUUGUCAAUAUAUUGUAAUGUACUUAUAACAUAUUUUUAAUAACUAUAAUGCAUCUUAUUUUUGUGUGUAGGAUUUUUUGAUGGCUAAUUUUGAAGAUAACGUGAUGAUUGCUUUGUAUUGGGGCGGUGAAAUAAUCACUGAAAUAAACGGAUUUCGAUAUAACGAAUGUGCCAGAAUGAUUGUUAGCAUGUCUAUUUCGACCAACUACGUUGAAUUAAUUAAAUUGUUGCAUGAGAAAAUGGGGACUGAUGGAGAAAAUAUUCAAUUGGAUAUUUCUGGAAAAUAUCCAUGCUCAUUUCAAGAGAAGAUGAAGCUACCUUUGAUUUGUGUAAUGAUGCACAUGCUCAAAGAAGUGAUGAAAAUUCGGAGGAGGAUGAACCUUCAGAAGAUGAUGGAGAGAGUAAAGUCAUUGAAAGUGAAUCCGAUGAAGAUAUUGGAGAUUUACCUCAAAAUGAAAGUGCGGUGA
Solanum pennellii is the source of this 508-nucleotide messenger RNA. RefSeq lists its product as uncharacterized. The record is from RefSeq and is a predicted model, not a curated record. The coding region runs from base 122 to 508 and encodes 128 amino acids. The transcript is spliced from 2 exons. NCBI's taxonomy places the organism in Eukaryota, Viridiplantae, Streptophyta, Magnoliopsida, Solanales, Solanaceae.